AUGGAUAUACCUCAAGUGCCUACGACUAGACCAAAGAGAUCAAAGUCCACUUCUCCGGACACUUUUGAAUCACCUCAAGUUCCAAAUACUAGACCAUCAAGGACAGUGGGUGCAUCGCCAAUUCCAAAUGUUCCUUCAACAAGACCGAAGAAGGCACAUGAACAAUCAGUUUCAUGCACAGUGCCAAACAUAGACCACAAACCCAGUUCUGAAAACAGCGACUUGCCAAUUCCAAGCGUACCUAAAUCAAGACCAAAGGCACCAAAAGCUAGCUAUUGCGAUCGUCAAGGAUCUGAGGAAUCGCUCUCGAAACCGACUACUGGAACUAUAGUCGCAGAGAGAGACGAGGUCUCCAGUGUGGGCCAGCAUGUUUUUCAUGCGGGAUCCGAAUCACAGGUUAAUUUGUUAUCAGAUGAUGAUACUGCCGAAAAACAGCCAUCUCUAAGUAUUCCAAUUGAAAAUGAAGGAAAUACCGAACAAUUGGGAACAAAGGCACAAAGUAUUAUCAGUGAUGAGCUGAAGAGAGAAACAGAAUAUGAAAUCCAAGAAGAGAAGGCGGAUCAAGAAAAUAAGCAAGCAUUAGAUUUAGGAGAAAAAUCAAACGAAUUCUUGGCGUUACAAAAUGAAACUUCGGUGAAUCCUGCAUCCAAGCAAAAAGAGUUAGAGUCGACUAAGAGCUUAGAUGAUAGUAAAAAUGAGUAUAGUUUUGGAAGCAGUGAUUCAUCAAUGGCAGAUGAGGAUAUAACCUAUGCCAAAAAGGAUGAUGAUGAGAGUAAAUCGAUUGGUAAAGUCCCAUCAGAGGAAGAGCCACAGAAUGACCAAACGGGAUUGUUGAAGGAAAAAACUUCAACCGAAGAGCCUUUAACAGCUAGUGUUGUCGACAAUGCAGAAUAUUCUUGCAUCGCUGAUGCGGAAUCGAGGAGAGGGGUACCUCCAUCAACUGAAGAAAUUCUUCCUGAGUCUGACAUAAAACAUACCGAGGAACCAGCUGAAGAAUCAAUUGAAGAGCCAUUGUCUUCACUUUUUACAGCAAAUUCAGAAAGCGUAAAAGACCAAGCGGCUCAAAACUUUCCGUCUACUGCAGAGGAGUCUAAAUCGGAAAAGCAAGUACUAGUUUCUCAAACCGAAGCAGAUACUUCAUUUGAUGUGGCCAAAAACUCGAGUACCGUUAGCUUGGACGAACCAAUUAAGAAGGAAGAGCAUACAAACAAGGAAGAGAAUUAUGAACCACAAGGAUUACAAAAUGAUGGUGGUAAAACAAAAAAUACUCCCAGUGUCCCAGCCUCUAGGCCAAAGGUGCAUGAAAAAGAGACGCCAGUAGUUCCAACAACUCGACCAAAGCAUGUUUCUAUAAAUUCAUCUGAGGAUACAACCGAAUCUGCUUCUGCUUCAACAGUUAACAAGAAACCACCGCCACGUCCGAAAAAACCAUCGUCUAGAAUUGCACAAUUUCAAGAAAUGUUAGAGCAACAACAAAAGCAAGAUUUAGGAUUAUUUAAUAAACCAAAACCCAAAUCACCAGCCAAGAGGCCAACAUUUACCAAUGAAAUACCUGAACCAAAUGAAAAGUCUAUAGGAGCAGAUGAUUCCGAAAAACAAUAUCCUGUUAACAGACUGAACUCUAAUUUUGCUGAAAGUUUGAAUGGAAUGAUAGGCGUAGGGCUACCUGGCAUGGCAUUUGGAGCAGGAUCAUACGAGGCAAUAAGGAAGGUCAAGGCAGUUGCAUCAUCUUUAUCAAAUGAGGAUGAAGCAGAAAGUGGAGGAACGGUGGAGACUGAUGAAGUGAAUGCAAAGGAUGCCAAAGGCGAUAUUAGAAGAGCAAGAGCUAAGGGUCCAAGAGGUAGAAAGCUACCAGGCAGCUUGAAGAAGGUAGUUGAAGUAAAUGACUUGACGUUAGGAAACAAAUUCAGUGUACAGGUUUUUGAUAUAUGGACUUUGAGAACGGACUUGAAAACAUGCAAAGAUGAUACAGACGGUCCCAAGCAUCUUGGUUUGGAAGAGUCAGAGAGCACUUAUUCUGGUAAGGGCUUAAAUGAGGAUGAAAUUGAUCUAACAAGAGUCAAUACCGAACAGGAUACUUCAGUACGAGAAGAUGCAAAUCAAAGAGAAAACGAGAGAGAAUCCGUUCUAGCCGAUGCCAGCGAAACAACUCCAGAGGGACUCCUAGUUGAUGCUGACAGUAAUAAGCUAAAUGAAAUUGAGGAAAAGAAAGAAGAGAUAGUAGAAGAACAGGAAGGAAAAAACGGAGCAAAAGACGAAGAAGAGGAAAUAGAGGAAGAAAAAGUUCAUUUUGGUGCAACAGACCAAGGAAAACAGGAAGAAGAAAACAGCAACAACGACGACAUCUCUAUUGUGGAUGCAUAUCUUGUCGAAUAG
This is a messenger RNA of Pichia kudriavzevii, 2376 nucleotides long. RefSeq lists its product as uncharacterized. Bases 1 to 2376 code for a protein of 791 amino acids. The transcript is spliced from 2 exons. The record is from RefSeq and is a predicted model, not a curated record. NCBI's taxonomy places the organism in Eukaryota, Fungi, Ascomycota, Pichiomycetes, Pichiales, Pichiaceae.